GGGAGGAAAGAGAGAGGGAAGCAAAUGAGAGGAUGGCAACAUCAACCAUAUCUUCGUCUCCUCUCCUCCUCGCUGCUCCCAAAUGCGCUUCCCGUGCUUCUUCCAAGCUAUGCUUCGAUCCGAGUCCCCGACUGACCACCUCCGGUCGCCCUCGACUAGAUCUAUGCACACGGAAGAGAAGGUUUGGAGGAGAUUCACUCAAAAGCUCUCGAAUUUGGCGGGUCUCGGCUGUCGCGGAGGAAACUUUGCCGCCGGAGGCCACCGUGGAGAAGGCCCAGCAGAUUAUUCCCGCCGCUGCUGAAGACAGCGCUGCAUCCACCGUCGUCUCUGCUUUACUCGUCGUCGCCUUUAUCGGACUCUCCAUCCUCACCAUAGGGGUGAUCUACUUGGCAGUGCAAGAUUUUCUGAGGAAAAGAGAAAGAGAGAAGUUUGAGAAAGAAGAUGCAGAAAAGAAGAAGAAGGGAGGAAAGAAAGCAAAAGCCAAGGCAAGGACUGGACCAAGAGGCUUUGGCCAGAAGAUCGAAGAAGAUGAGGAUUAGGUAUCCGCAGAUCAUCCUUUUCAUGGCAUGCCAAGGCAGCAUGGGAUAUCAAAAUUUUGAUAUGUAGAUCUAUCUACCUGUUUUUAUGAUCUCAACACAUUUCUUUGCUCUGUUCUCUUAUUUGUUCUUUGUUUUUUUACCUGACGGCAUCGUAUUCUCACAUUGUGAUUAAUGAUCCUGAAGUUGCUUUGA
Molecule: messenger RNA, 731 nt
Organism: Musa acuminata AAA Group (dessert banana)
Lineage: Eukaryota; Viridiplantae; Streptophyta; Magnoliopsida; Zingiberales; Musaceae
Exons: 3
Coding region: 33-539 (168 amino acids)
Cellular component (GO): chloroplast thylakoid membrane
Source: RefSeq, a predicted model, not a curated record